AUGGACAACUGUAAAGCAACCGGAUACUCCGAGGGUUUGGUGUGCGAAAGCGUGUAUGAAAGCAUAAAAAACGGGGAGUACGAGGAGAGAAUACCCUGCCGGGUGGUGGAAGUCCAGAAGGACCAGAUAAAAAGCAUGCUGAAAACAGAAAAAGAGCUUCUAAACAUGGAAAGAGUUCCCAGAGUGGUGAAUUCCAGCAUGUUUGUGCGGUGCAACAGAAAAAGAGGAGUGCAUAUAGAGCUGGAGUCUCCGUGCAAGAAGCCCCAUGGGACGUGGAUUAUCCUAGGCGCGAGCAGCGAAAAGGGGCAGGCGUGCACGCUUGUUUUGGGGUACGAGUACUUCACACACAGCGAGCUGCUCAAGAGGGCAGGCAUUCAGGAAAGCGAGUACCAGUCAAGCUACAACCGGGUAGGCAGCAUCAUCCACUUGAACCUAAAGGAGGACUCGCUGAAACACAAAGAAAUAAUAGCUGCAACACUGCUCAACAAGAUAAAGGACUGCAGCACUGUCAUCCGGAAGAAGUCGAACAUACAGAAUGUUUUUCGAAACAUAGACAUAGAGCAUCUUCAAGGGGCGCCAAACUACAAAACAGUGCACAAGGAAAACGGCCUUAGAUUCAGCAUAGACUACGAUAAGGUGUACUGGAACUCUAAGCUGCAAAAGGAAAGAGAGGUUUUGGGGGGCAAAAUCCACAAAGGCCAAACAGUGUGUGACAUGUUCUGCGGGGUGGGCCCGUUUUCGAUUCUUGCGCUAAGCAAGGGCGCAUGCGUGUGGGCAAACGACCUGAACCCGGCAAGCAUUAAGAACUUCCAGGAAAGUGUUCUUCUGAACAGAAAAGUGCUGGGGAUAGACAAUCUGGAAAGCAAGGAGUGGAACCACGGGCUAGAGGGCCGGGUGCGUCUUUACAACCUGGAUGCAGAGGAAUUUUUGUUGAAAGCAACACACGAGAGGGCUGAAGCCCAUGCCAGCGGAAGAUUCAACCAUUACAUACUGAACCUGCCCGAGCUAACGCUUCAGUUUGUGAAGCACUUCGUGGAGCUAGAAAAAACAACAGCUCCAAUAAGCAACGAAGAGUCUGAAGUGCAUGCGUAUUUUUUCAUAAAAACAGGCGAGUCCGCCCGGCAGAAAAUAGAGGAGGUGCUUGGCAGGAGGAUAGAGGGCACAGAAAGAUUUGUCAGAAAAGUGUCGCCAAACAAAGACAUGUGGGUUGUUUCGUUUUUGCUAAUAUAA
Molecule: messenger RNA, 1230 nt
Organism: Nematocida major
Lineage: Eukaryota; Fungi; Microsporidia
Product: tRNA (guanine37-N1)-methyltransferase
Exons: 1
Coding region: 1-1230 (409 amino acids)
Biological process (GO): tRNA N1-guanine methylation
Cellular component (GO): cytoplasm
Source: RefSeq, a predicted model, not a curated record